AUGCAAAGACGUAUGUCUGGUAGUGACGAAAGUAGCUUUGAUAUGGAAGAGCCUUUUCAGGACUCAGGUUCUGAGUUUGUUCCUUCUGAUAAUUGCAGUGAAGCUAGCAAUCUCUCUGAGAAGGCACUUCCAGCGAGCCAGUUAUUAGUCAGUGAGCAAAAAGAAAGACAGUGGAAGAGAAAUAUUGGAAAAAGAAAGCGUGCUGCUGGCGAAGAAUACGUUAACACCAGGGAGAGGGUGAUUCCUUCUAAGAGUAUUGAAGCCAAAGAUUGCCCGUGUUCAAAGAAGUGUCAUGAAAAUUUUUCGCAGAAGUGGCGUGAGGAUUUGUUUAAAAAUUUUUAUAGAUUGGGAUCUCAUACCUAG
Messenger RNA from Psylliodes chrysocephalus, 363 nucleotides. The record is from the annotation of a GenBank genome assembly. Lineage: Eukaryota; Metazoa; Arthropoda; Insecta; Coleoptera; Chrysomelidae.